Messenger RNA from Dermacentor andersoni, 1865 nucleotides. RefSeq names its product chitinase-3-like protein 1. Gene Ontology annotation, molecular function: chitin binding; chitinase activity. Gene Ontology annotation, cellular component: extracellular region. The record is from RefSeq and is a predicted model, not a curated record. Lineage: Eukaryota; Metazoa; Arthropoda; Arachnida; Ixodida; Ixodidae. Gene Ontology annotation, biological process: chitin catabolic process; carbohydrate metabolic process.
CAGGCAAAAGGCGGCCGCGACGGCAGCAGCGUCGGUAUUUCUUAUCGCCACGUUCUCCUGCACUUUCUCUCUGGUCUGGUUCAUAGCUGCCGGCCGGAGAGAGAUCGAGGGGCGAGAGCGCGUAGUCAGCGCAGUUGCCUCGGACGGCGAGACCUGCCUGGAAGGCCCUCCUCUUUGACGAAACGCUCUCCGCCACACUGCAGGCAAGGAUGAAGUGGGCCACCUCCUUGGGCCUGUUCCUGACCCUGCUGGUCGUCGGAACAAACUCCGCGACGACAACGACGAGAGCGCCCACGGCUCCUAUACAGGAUAGCGGCCAGUUAGUGGUCUGCUACUGGAACAGCUGGUCCUACUACAGGAAGGGCAAAGGAAAGAGCCUCGUGCAGAAGCUCGACACACGGCCAUGCACGCACCUCGUCUACAACACGGUUGGUAUCCGCGGCGCCGAGGUCGUCUCGGCAGACCCUUGGAACGACUACUCGGACAGCGGAGGAAACGGCAACUUGCGGCGGUUCGCCAACCUGAAGAAGCGCAACGGCGUGCCCAAGCUGCUCGUGGCGGUGGGCGGCCAGAGCCUCGGCUCGGUGCCCUUCAGCAAGGUGGCCCUCUCCGAGAAGCACCGCAAGGAGUUCGCCGAGAGCGGCGUCGCCUUCUGCCGCGAACACCGCGUCAACGGCCUCGUUGUCACGUGGCACUACCCGGCCAGCGGGGGCGGCCGACCUCAGGACAAGGAGAACUUCGUGCUCCUCCUCAAGGAAAUGAAGACAGCAUUCAACAAAGCAAAGCUUCAACUUGGAGUCGACCUUUCGGUCGCUAGAGAAAUCGUCAUCAACGGUUACAACCUUCCAGAGAUAGCAAAGAACGUGGACUUCAUGACCGUCAACGCCUUCGACUACUGGGGUGUCUGGUCAGGCCAAACUGGUCCCGUCGCCCCGCUGCACGGCUUGUCUGAAACUGACUACACCACCGCCAGCGUGGCGUAUAGCAUCAAUAGCUACCUCAAGACAGGCGUGCCGAGGUCAAAGAUCGUGCUGGCCAUCACCACAUUGGGUCGCACCUGGACGCUGAACGACACCACCAAUGUCGGCUACGGCGCGUUCACCUCGGAAGGCGGCCAGGCGGGCAACUACACCCAGACGUCUGGCGCUCUGGGCUACAACGAGAUCUGCGAAUCAAUGAAGAAGGAUAAAUGGGUUGUUAACUACGACAAAGGUCUGAAGGCCUCCUAUGCGGUGCUGCUUCCGACGUGGAUCAGCUACGAAGAUCCUCAAAGCGCCAAAGACAAGGCUGCAUUCGCACGCGAGAAGCAGCUGGGAGGAAUCGCUAUCGUCACCUUGGAUACGGACGACUUUGGCGGAAACUGUGGAGAUCCCUUUCCUAUCCUCCACGCCGCCGCCAAGGAGUUUCAAGGAACUGAAGACGAAAGCGUCUAGUGAGACUGACAGCUGGGACCAAGCAUAAAACUGAAGCAGUUUUGAAUUUACGCAUCAGGUAUGGCUUGAAAGAAGAUCCAGCAAUCAACUACAGUUAAUGCUGCCAGCCAUUACAAGAUUCGGUACAGGCACCCUCACGAUGGGAAUGCAGUGGCAAUCAAAGCGUUGUUGUUUUGCUUGAUCAGACAAUAAUAUGCUGUAAAAUGAGCAACCCACCAAACUGCUUCAGCUUCAUUAUGGUGCACCAGCUGAAAGCCUUCUGACACAUGGACUUCAUAUGAGAAUGCUUCACUAAGCCAUGAAAGUACAUGCCUACUUGUUUUCUUCAUUUAACUAGGCAGCUUUACAGUCAUACGUUCUAAACAAAAGUGAUAUGCUUGUAAAAAUACUGGAAAAAGCAAUAAACACUCAUCCUGCGGUUUGAUGAAGUUA